AUGGCAUCCAUGGAGAAUGUGUUAUUCCUUUUUGUUGCUGCUUUCAGUCUUCUCAUCUCAAGCUUUGUUAUUCUUGUUGGAGCUCAAGGCAUUGCCAUAAACUACAGCUUGUUAGGAGACAACCUCCCCCCACCGAACGAAGUGGUUGGUCUCUUAAACUCCCAGAACAUCAAAUUGGUCCGCCUCUUUGACCCCAACCCUACCGUCCUUACCGCCCUCCACAACUCCGACAAUGCGGUCGGCACCAGCUUCCGCUACAUCACCGCUGGAAAUGAGCUCAUCCCCGGCGACCUUGCUGGUUACGUCCUCCGUGCCAUGCAAAACCUCGACACCGCACUCACCGCUGCCAACCUCAACAUCCCGGUCUCCACCGCCAUCGCUCCCAGUGUCUUCAGCAUAUCAUACCCACCUUCCCAAGACUGCGCCGAUAAGAUUUUCAAGUUUAGAUUCUGUGAAAGAUUGUUGAACGGUGUAGGAGCUCAAAGCAUUGGCAUAAACUACGGCUUGUUAGGAGACAACCUCCCCCCACCGAACCAAGUGGUUGGUCUCUUAAACUCCCAGAACAUCAAGUUGGUCCGCCUCUUUGACCCCAACCCUACCGUCCUUGCUGCCCUCCACAACUCCGGCAUUGCGGUCGUACUCGGCACCCUCAACAACGACCUCCAGACACUUGCAAAUGACCCAGCCUUCGCAAACACUUGGGUCCAAAACAACGUAAUUCCGCACGUCCAGGCCGGCACCAGUUUCCGCUACAUCACCGCUGGCAAUGAGGUCAUCCCUGGCGACCUUGCUAGUUACGUCCUCCAUGCCAUGCAAAACCUCGACGCCGCACUCACCGCUGCCAACCUCAACAUCCCGGUCUCCACCGCCAUCGCUACUAGUGUCCUCAGCAUAUCAUACCCACCUUCCCAAGGUAUAUUCUCUGAUGCAUCGUCCGCUGUAAUGACCAGCAUUUUAGGAUUCUUGGCAUCGAAGAAAACACCACUCCUUGUCAACGUGUACCCAUACUUUGCGUAUGCGAGCCAGCCGGAGAAUGUGCGGCUCGACUACGCGCUCUUCACGGCACCUAGCACGGUGGUCGUCGAUGGUGCGUUGGGCUACACUAACCUUUUCGAUGCGGUGGUUGAUGCCAUGUACUCUGCAUUGGAGAAGGCCGGUCAUCCGGAUGUCAACGUUGUGGUGUCGGAGACUGGGUGGCCAUCUGCUGGUGAUGCAACCGGAGCGACGAUGGAGAAUGCUAUGACAUAUAAUAACAAUGUGGUAGCGCAUGUGACCAGCAACACGGGGACACCUAAAAGGCCUGGGAAUGUGAUGGAGACAUAUAUUUUUGCUAUGUUUAAUGAGGACUUGAAGCCUGCUGGAGUCGAGCAAAACUUUGGGUUGUAUUACCCGAAUAUGACUAAAGUAUACCAAGUCAACUGCUGCGAGCACCAAACUGAUUGUUUUGCGGAGUUACGGUCGUCGCAAGAGGACGAUUUAUUUGUGCCAAAAAAUGGAGUAUGGGGUUAUUCCUGGAAUCAAACAAAAGAAUCUGUUUUCUUCGCCAACUGA
Messenger RNA from Phoenix dactylifera (date palm), 1551 nucleotides. The record is from RefSeq and is a predicted model, not a curated record. NCBI's taxonomy places the organism in Eukaryota, Viridiplantae, Streptophyta, Magnoliopsida, Arecales, Arecaceae.